Molecule: messenger RNA, 6601 nt
Organism: Leopardus geoffroyi (Geoffroy's cat)
Lineage: Eukaryota; Metazoa; Chordata; Mammalia; Carnivora; Felidae
Product: zinc finger protein 665-like
Exons: 4
Coding region: 146-1699 (517 amino acids)
Biological process (GO): negative regulation of transcription by RNA polymerase II
Molecular function (GO): DNA-binding transcription repressor activity, RNA polymerase II-specific
Source: RefSeq, a predicted model, not a curated record
CUUUGCGCGCGCGCGGUUGCCUGCAGACCCGGAAGCGGGUUUCGUGGAGCGGUGGCCAGUCUGUGGAGUGAUUGAAUUCCCAAGCCUGAUCCUGCCUGAGGAAGAAUCCUGGAAAGGGAGGAAGAGCAAAGGAAAGGAGUCGGGAAUGGCCGUCUGUCAGGGAUGGUUGACCUUCAGGGAUGUGGCCAUAGAGUUCUCUCAGGAGGAGUGGGAGUGCCUGGACCCCGCUCAGAGGGCCUUGUACAGGGAUGUGAUGCUGGAGAACUACAGGAACCUGGUCUCCUUGGCUCUCUCUCCCAAAUGUGUGAUCAAGGAACUGCCACCAAAAGAAAACAGUAAUACAGGGGAAGUAUUGCAGACAGUUAUAUUGGAAAGACAUGAAAGCCGUGACACCGAAGAUUGUGGCUUCAGAGAAAUCCAGAAAAGUUUUCACGACUCUGAGUGUCAGCGGAGAGGCGGUGAAAGAAAUUACGAAGGUGUGCUCGUGACCCUUAACAAAAACCUGACUGGUAGAAGAGACGCAGGGAAUGAGCCGAUUGAAGACAGGUCUGGACUAAGCUUUCAGUCACGUCUGGCUGGCGUGCAGAUACUUCAGACUGAAGGGAAAAUUUACGAAUGUCACCAAGUGGCGAGGUCUGUCAACGAUAGUGCCUCAGUUUCACUACUUCACACAAUUCUUCCAAGAGUCCCGACCAACAUCUCUAAUGAACGUGGGAAUGAUCCCUUGCGUUCUUCAUCACUCACACAAGACCAGAAAGCGCGCAUCAGGGAAGAACCUUACACACGUGAGGAGUGUGACAAAGCAGUGAAUCCCGGUCUACACCCCACUAGACGUCAGGUAAUCCAGACAGGAGAGAAACCGUAUAAAUGUGACAUAUGUGGGAAGGUCUUCAGUCGCAACUCGCACCUCGUACGUCAUCACAGAAUUCACACCGGAGAGAAACCUUACCACUGCAAUGAGUGUGGCAGGGCCUUCAGUGAGUGUUCAGGUCUUACGAGCCAUCAGGUGAUCCAUACGGGAGAGAAGCCUUACAAGUGUAAUGAGUGUGGCAAGGUCUUCAGUCAGAGCUCAGGCCUGGUGAGUCACCGAAGAAUUCACACGGGAGAGAAGCCUUACAAGUGCAACGAAUGUGGCAAAGCCUUUACCUACGGCUCACAGCUCACUAACCACCAGGUAAUCCAUACCGGUGUGAAACCCUACAAAUGUAACGAGUGUGGCAAAGCCUUUAAUCAGAGCUCACAUCUCACUAGACAUCAAAUAAUCCACACGGGAGAGAAACAUUACAAGUGUGACGAAUGCGGGAAGGUCUUCAGUUACGAUUCACACCUUGCGCGUCAUCGCAGGACUCAUUCUGGAGAGAAGCCUUACCAGUGCCAUGAGUGUGGCAGAGCCUUUACUAUGCUGUCGAGCCUUACUUACCACCAGGUGAUCCAUACCAGAGAGAAACCUUACAAAUGUAAUGAAUGCGGCAAGGUCUUCAGUCAGAGUUCAAGCCUGCCUAGUCAUCGGAGAAUUCAUACUGGCGAGAAACCUUACCAGUGUGAUCAGUGUGGCAGAUCGUUCAUUCAACGCUCCAACCUCACUAGACACCAGAUGAUCCAUACUGGAGAGAAACCUUAUAAGUGUAGUCAUUGUGGCAAGGUCUUCACUCAGAAUUCAAGCCUUGUGAGCCAUCAGAGAAUUCAUACCGGGGAGUAAUCUGACGAACGUAGGGAGUGUGACAACGCAUUUGAUUUGAAGUUCAAGCAUGAGUCGGCAUCAGAGAGCCCACACUAAAGAGAAAUCACAUAAAUGGAACGUGUGCGGCAGAGGACUUACACAGGCUUCGCAACUCACUGGACAUCGGGAUCUACAUCUCUGAUAAAACCACAUUAAUGUAAUGUGCAUGCUAAGGCUUCUACCCAUGGAUCAAACCUACAGAACAUCACAGGGCCCACACCGGAGAGCAGCCUUACAAAUGUAAUGAAUCUGAGAGGGCCUUUUUUCAAACAUCCUGCCUUUGAUGUCUUUGAUGACAGAGCGUGAGUGGGGGAGGGGCAGAGUGAAAGGGAGACACGGAAUCUGAAGCAGGCUCCAGGCACUGAGCUGUCAGCACAGAGCCCGACGCGGGGCUCGAACCCACGGACCGCAAGACUGUGUGACCUGAGCCGAAGUCGGACGCUCAACCGACUGAGCCACCCAGGCGCCCUCAGAGAGUUUCUAUGAGGAAUAAAAUAAUGAAAUCUCAAGUUCUCUAAAGUGAGAUACCGAAAUAGUACACACCACAGGAUAAUUGUUUUUUUUUUUUCAAAAUACCACAGAAUAAAGUCAAAAUGUGUUAAAACUCCAGAUGGGAAGAUAGAUAACACAGAGAUAGAGCAAAGGUAUAUGGAUACUGAGGAUAAUGUUCCAUGGAAUCUUUUCUGGUUUAAAGUAUUAUUGUUUUACAUUUCACAUUUAAAGCUAUGAUCAUUUUUGAGCUAAUAUUAGUACAGGUAUGAAGUUUUUGUGGAGUUUUUUUUGUUUUUUUUAAAUUCUCUUAGUUUCCUUGGUACCUUUGUCCGAGUUCAAUUGGAAGUACUUGUGUGGGGCCAUUUCUGGGUUCUCUGUUCUUUUCCAUUGAUUUAUUUGUGUCUCACUCCACGAAUACAAUGUAGUUUUGAUUACUUUUUACUAUAUUAGAAAUCUUGCAUGAAGAUUCUGACCACUUUAUUCUUUUUCAGAUGCUCUAGCUAUUCUAGUUCCUUUGCCUUUCUUUAUAAAUUUUAGAAUAAUCUUGUUUGUAUUGUAGAAAAUACCUUGAUAGAAAUUACAUUAAUCUAUCAAUUUGUAAUCGUUUGACAUCAUUUCUAUGUUGUAUCUUCCAGUAAAUGGCUGUGGUAGGUCUCUAUUUGUGUAAACUUUUAUAGAUUUUAGCAUAAAAAUCCUGUUAAUGUUUUUGUUAGAUUAACAUAUGUGUGUACUUUUUCCUUUUUGAGCAAUUGUACACAUAAUUGUAUUUUUAAUUUCAGUUUCCAUGUGUUAACUGCUACUGCAUUGAAGUAAUAUAGAUUUUUUUAAUGUCGAUCUUGAAUAUCUAGAAUUUACUAAUCUUACAGGGCGCCUGGCUGGCUCAGUUAAAGAGCAUGCAACUCUUGAUCUCCAGGGCAUGAGUUUGAGCCCCACUUUGGGUGUAGAAAUUACUAAAAAAGUAAAUAAAUAAACUUAAAAAAAAGAAUUUACUAAUCUCACUUUAGAGAUUUGUAGCUUCUCUGGGCUUUUUUCUUUUUUUUUUUUUUUUAAAUGUUUGUUCAUUUUUGAGACAAAGACAGAGCAUGACCAGGGGAGGGGCAGAGAGAGAGAGAGGGAGACACAGAAUCUGAAGCAGGCUUCAGGCUCUGAGCUGUCAGCACAGAGCCUGAUGUGGGACUCGAACUCACAAACCGCCAGAUCAUGACCUGAGCCCAAGUCAGACGCCUAACCGACUGAGCCACCCAGGAGUCCCUCUUUGGGCUUUUCUGUGUACACCAUUUCGCUAGCUUCCUAAUGUGGCUGUAAAAAGUUACCCCAAACUAAGUGAAUUAAAACAAUAAAAUUUAUUCUCUUUUACUUCUCCACAUAAGGUGUCUAGAAUGGAUCCACAGCACUGUUAGCCUUCUUGAUAUUCCAGGGAGGAAUUUGUUUCCUUGCACUUUCCAAGUUCUGGAGACUGCUUAAUUGCCUUGCCUGAUAGCCCACUUCCUCUAAGGUAGCAUCUUAACAUCUGUCCCCAUCCUGCUUCUAUCAGAGCAACGACUUCUCUGUGUCUCCAACUCCACUUAUAUCCUUCUUAUCACACCCUCCUGAUUAUAUCAUGUUUGCCAGGUAAUCUAGGAUCAUCUUGCAUCUCAGGAUCCUUAACUAGGGCAGAAGGACAAACUCUUUUUGCAAACUCUCUUUUGACAUAGAAUGUAACCCUCACAGGUUAUAGGGAUGAGGGCUAUCCUUUUGGUGGGGGGUGAGAGGCGUGGGGAGGCAUUCAUCUUACUGCAACUGCAAUACCUUCUGUUGAUGGGUACAUUAUUAAACCUUCCUUUCUGGUCUACAUCACUUUUCUUUCCUUAUUUCAUUGGCUCUAACUUAUAGUACGUUGACUAGCAGUGGGAACAGAGGACCCCCUUAUCUCCAGUCUGGGAGAACUAUUCACUCUUUCACCCUUAAGAUUGAUGUUUGCUGUACGGUAAUUUUGUAGCUGUUCUUAUAUUGAGUUGAGGAAGUUUCCCUUGGUAUGUUGAGUUCCGUAUAUAUUUUGAAUAUUAACAUCCUUUCAGAUACAUAGUUUGCAAAUAUUUUCUCCCAUUGCAUAGAUUGUCUUUUCACUCUUGAUGGCUUCUUCUGCUGUGCAGAAAGAAGUUUGUCCCUUGUAGUUUGAUGUGGUCACGCUUGCCCAUUUUAGCUUUGUUCCCUCCUGCCUCCCCAUGCUGUUGGGGUCAAACUCAAAAAUCAUUCCAUAGGCCAAUGUCAAGAAGCUUUCUCCUGUUUUCUUCUAGGUUUCAGGUUUUACACUUAAGUUGUUGACACAUUUUUUAGUUGAUUUUUAAGUGUGAUGUGAGACAAAAGUCCACUUUCAACUUCUGCAUAGGGAUGGACAUCCAAUUUUCCCGGCACCGUUUGUUGAAGAGACUAUUCGUUUCCCCAUGGUGGGUUGUUGGCAUCCUUGUUUGCACAUCAGUUGACCGUAAAUACAUUAAGAUACUUUUCUUCCCUCUGAAACAGCCUCUUAAGGGAAUUUGGCUCUCUCACCCCUCCCCUUUGCCUCAUCACGUUCUUCCUCAGAACUGCUAUGAGGAGAAUGGGUUUGGGCAUUGGGGGGCCCUCCUGCCUAUUUCUAGGCACAGAUGCAGAUAAAAGGGUGCAAAGGACGUACAGGUUGGUAAGUGGGUUUGUGGAGUUUUUGUGGCUGGAGCCUGUGUUUCAAGAGUUCCUUGUAGCACCAAGUCUUCCACUCCUAAAGGGCCCAUUGGUUGCUCCACAUAAAAAUUAAAAUUCAUGGGGCACCUGAGUGGCUCACUUGGUUAAGCGACCAACUCUUGGUUUUGGCUCAGGUCAUGAUUUUGCAGUUUGUGGGUUCGAGCCCCACGUCGGGCUCUGCAGCUGGCAGCACGGAGUCUGCUUGGGAUUCUCUGUCCCUCUCUCUCUGCCUCUCUACCCCUUACAGUCUCUCUUUCUCUCAAAAUAAAUAAGUAGAUAAACAAAAACAUUAAAAUUCAUGAAGACAAAUGAACAAACCAUCAGAAAAUCCCUUGGUACCAUUUCUGUCUAUUCCUCUCUUCAUGUUUGUUCAUUUGUUCAUUAUUUUUUUUAAGUAAUCUCUGUGCCCAACGUGGGGCUUGAACUCACCACCCUGAGUUCAAGUUGCAUGCUCUACCACUGAGCCAACCAGGUGCCUCUCUUCAUGUAUAUUUAGCAACCACCACACAUAAGAUCAUUUUAAUUAUCAACAAUAAGGUGAGCUGUUUCACGCAGCACUUCUGAGACCAAACGUGUGAGGUUUUCCCUACACCAACCAAUUCUCCAGCUCUCUGGACACCAACUGGGUGUCUUACAAUUAAUUCAGUUCUGAAGCCAACUGGGAAUUUCCACAGACCACAGAGAUUAACGACUCAGUCUCACAACACUGCCGCCACUUCAGAUGCCAAUCACAAGUCCUGGGCCUCUUGUACUUCUGGCCAACUGGCUAUAAAUGGCUACAAAUUCCAGUAUAUUCUUUUUUUUUUUUUUUAAGUAGGCUUCAUGCCCAACAGUGAGCCCAAUGCAGGGCUUGAACUCAUGACCCUGUGAUCAAGACAUGAGCUGAGAUCAAGAGUCACUCAACUGACUGAGCCAUCCAGGUGCCCGAAAUUCCAGUAUAAUCUUGAGUAGAAGUGGUGAUAUACAGGGUUCAGUUCUCAAUUCUUUACUCCUGAUCAUAACAGAAAUGCUUCUGACAUUUGGCUGUCAAAGUUCUGUAUUCAUUGUAGAUGGAUACUAUAGAUCAGAUUAACUUUCCUCCUCAUGUUAUGUACUGAACACACAUUUAUAGUUUAAAUAUAAUAGUGUUUAAAUGUUUAAAGUGCUUUUCUGAAGUUACUAGCAUAAUGGAGACGUAAUCACAUCAUUGGGUGUAUAUACCACAGUAUAUUAAAAUGCAGGCAUUACUAGAGUAAAACCUUUUUAGCCAUAGUGCAUAUUCUAAUGAUUCAUUUUGCACCGCAUUCCAGAAGUCAAACUGCUUUCUCUUUGAUAUCCUAAGAUGAAGGAUAUACUAGCAAUACUACAUUUUUUUUUUUUUUAUAUGUUUGCUUCUGUUCUGAAAAAAUUUUGUCUGUAAGUGGGGAGAACUGUGAAUAAAUACCUUGAAAAAGUGGGAAAGUUCCCUGGAAGGUGAUCAGAGUCCUGUUGAAUAUUCAAAGUUUUCAAGUUAUGGAUGCUUUUCUGAUUUCUAAUUCUUAAUUCCAUUUUAGUGAUCUAUCUGCACGGAAACUAUUCUCAGUUCUCAAAUUAGUAAAGAUAAAGUUGUUCACAGUAAUUCCUACAGGUUUUGAAAAUCUCUUAUCAAUAGUCUUACUGUAAUUAGUAUUCAUAAGUACUAAUACUAAUAAAUAUAGUUUAAUUAGUAUUGUU